GUUAAACUGUCAGCUAUUUGUCAAAACAUCCGCGAAGAAGCGAAGUAAGCGGAAGCAAAUAACACCAAGAAACAAAUGAGCAUCGCAGAGGGUGGAGAGGAGGUUUCAGAAUGGCUCUAUUUGGAAAGUUGUUUGGCAGCGGGGGGAAAGGUGGCAAAGCUCCGAGUCCACAAGAGGCGAUUCAGCGACUUCGUGAAACCGAGGAGAUGCUGACGAAGAAGCAGGAAUUUUUAGAGAAGAAAAUUCAUCAAGAGCUUUUGACCGCAAAGAAAAACGGCACUAGAAAUAAGAGAGCUGCCCUGCAGGCAUUAAAACGCAAGAAACGCUAUGAGAAGCAGUUGAGCCAGAUCGAUGGCACACUGUCUACCAUGGAGUUCCAGCGGGAGGCCCUAGAGAACGCCAAUACCAAUGCAGAGGUGCUGAAGAACAUGGGCUUUGCAGCAAAGGCCAUGAAGGCAGCUCACGAGCACAUGGACAUAGAUAAAGUGGAUGAUCUGAUGCAGGAUAUUACUGAACAGCAGGAGCUGGCCCAGGAAAUCUCUGAUGCCAUUUCAAAACCAGUGGGAUUUGGAGAAGAGUUUGAUGAGGAUGAACUUAUGGCAGAACUGGAAGAGCUGGAACAAGAAGAAUUAGACCAAAAAAUGUUACAAAUUGGUUAUUCUGAUAAUGUUCCUUUACCCAGUGUGCCCUCUACAUCCUUGCCUUCCAGGAAAGAAAAAACAAAGGAUGAAGAUGAAGAUGAUAUGAAAGAUCUGGAACGCUGGGCUAUGGAGGCGAUGUAAACAUUUUGGGGACAUUGGAAAGAAGAUUUUUGUAAUAGUUUUGUGUGUGUGUGUGUGUGUGUGUGUGUGUGUGUGUGUGUGUGUGUGUGUGAGUGAGUGAGAGAGAGAGAGAGAGAGCCUUAAAUGAUCUAGGAAAAGAAGAUAACUUGUUCUUGUACUCCUCUAGCAACAUAUGGAAAGUCAGUAUUCUUACUGUUCAUGUGUUAUUAUUUUGUUAUUUGUUUUGCAAUAUUGCUGUAUUCUCCUUAACUGGACCAUUGUGUUGCCUAGCUUACUAAACAUUUUAGCCAAAAGAAGCUUAAAUGUAACAUAUAGAUACUAUCAAGAACACGCAUACAGUACAUAACCAAAACACUGUUUGUUUUUCAAUGAUUUAGCCAAUUAACUAGGCAUGCUGUGCGCCAUUGUGAUGCAUUUGGUGCUGCUGAUGAAACUGUUCACAUUUUGCACCCAGGAAUCAAUACAAAUUUCACCUUCUUGCAACAGACAUAACAACUCAAAUGGUCAACAAAUGAUACUUCCAAAUCACUACAAUGUCAUACAUGAUUUGUAACUCAAGUAAUCUGAGUGUCCUGUGUUAGUCUUGGGAUACUGUUUGUAUGUGAUGCUGUCGGCAAACACUAAAAUGAACAACAGCAAAAAAAAAGUAAAAAAAAAAAAAAUGUGUAAGAUCUUUAUGUUGGCAUGAAAGUAUUACACAUAUAAGCUUAUUUAUAAUUUAUUUGGUUCUAAAGCAUUCAAAAAACUGAAUGGGAUGCAAAUUUACUCUUGCUUCACAGAACUUGUGUACUUAGAUUGGUCAUGUGUUUUUUGUUAAUUUUGGAAAAUUAUAGUUGUGACAGUGUUUACAGUUAUUUUGACUAAUGUUCAUGUGACUGUGUUUACAGUGAAUGUGCUGCUUUGCAGCUUGUCCACAGUAUCUUCAAAUGUGCAUGUUUCAGAUCUUUGGACUGCUGAAAUAUUUGCAGGUUCAUGGAACUUGCUACUGGCACAUUUGAGUGAUGCCAGGUCUGGCCUCUAGAGGAGAUCCCUUUUGGCAGCUAGUACCUUAUUUUAAAAAUAGUCAAGCUGUGGAUAGAGUGGAUAUACAAUGUAUAUAUUUCAAUAAUUACCUUUUAACCUAUGUUUUUCAAAGAUGGACAACAUAUUUAAUUGGGCAUGCGCUGGAGUUGUUAGAUGUAUGUAUUUGGGACUAUAAGUUAUGUUUGUGUUAUUAUUAUGUAUUUUUUAUCCAAGGUAACGUAACUUACAUCUGACACAUGCUGUUGACAAAUUCUGCCGUCGCGAACAUUAGCAACCGAUUAAGCAUGCAGGCUUAUUUUUAAGGUAAUUUUUAAAAUGGCACUGUGUGCCUCUCUAAAUUAAACAUUGUUAUAUAACUGAUAUAGAAUGUUAUUCUACUUUGUCAGAUGUCUAAUGUCAUAUGCAGGGUAUGUAUUAACUAAAGCCAUAAGGCAGUGGUUGAAUAUAAAAUGUUGAAAAAAGCUGAAUCUAAGCAGAUACUGCUUCCAGUUUACAUUAACGUUUUCUGUAGAGUGUGCAAAUUACAUUGACGCUUGAAUGUUUAAACAGUUGUAACUUGUAUACAUUUUUGUUUUAUCUAAAUGAAAUGUAUUUGAGUGAUCAUUAAACUUUAUCGUUUGUUUCUUGUA
Messenger RNA from Paramormyrops kingsleyae, 2434 nucleotides. RefSeq names its product charged multivesicular body protein 4b-like. The record is from RefSeq and is a predicted model, not a curated record. Gene Ontology annotation, cellular component: cytoplasmic side of plasma membrane; ESCRT III complex; multivesicular body. Gene Ontology annotation, biological process: vesicle budding from membrane; late endosome to vacuole transport via multivesicular body sorting pathway. Lineage: Eukaryota; Metazoa; Chordata; Actinopteri; Osteoglossiformes; Mormyridae.